Messenger RNA from Aspergillus alliaceus, 366 nucleotides. RefSeq lists its product as uncharacterized. Lineage: Eukaryota; Fungi; Ascomycota; Eurotiomycetes; Eurotiales; Aspergillaceae. The record is from RefSeq and is a predicted model, not a curated record. Bases 1 to 366 code for a protein of 121 amino acids. The transcript has 3 exons.
AUGUCUUCAAGAGGUCAAUCCAGCGUCGGCGGCCCCGCCGUCUACGAAGCAGGCGAUCAGCGCACCCAACCCCAGUCCGUCAUUAACGAGCAGGAGCGCUACAACGAGGGCCAGAGACAUAGCCACAAGAACUUGGAUUCUAAGGACGAGCGCUCCAUCGCCAACAAGCUCGCUGCUCGCGAGAAGCAGCCUGAUCCCAGCCAUCACCAUAACGACGACAUUGAUCCCGAGGCGGCGAUUAGCCAGAAGAACCCUACUCAACCAGCCAAGAUGCAUGGAAACGAGCCGUCGAAAGGAGCCAAGAUUGAUCGGGAGCUCCAGUUGGAAGAUGAGCAGAGAUUGCGGGAGAAGGGGAUCAAGAAAUAA